Messenger RNA from Glycine soja, 2991 nucleotides. Its product is annotated as cysteine-rich receptor-like protein kinase 7. The record is from RefSeq and is a predicted model, not a curated record. The transcript is spliced from 7 exons. Lineage: Eukaryota; Viridiplantae; Streptophyta; Magnoliopsida; Fabales; Fabaceae. Gene Ontology annotation, molecular function: protein kinase activity; ATP binding. Gene Ontology annotation, biological process: protein phosphorylation. Bases 67 to 2814 code for a protein of 915 amino acids.
AAUGCAUCUAAUUAAAGUUCCUUCAACUCAACAAAUUAUCACAGGCACAAACUCAUUAACACGACCAUGGCUUCUUCUAAUUCCUUCAAUCUUCUCUUCCUCUACAUCUUCUUCAAUUUCACAACCACCAAAGCACAAGUCUCUCCCAUCAUCAUGUACCCAUUUUGCCAAGACACCACCACCAACACCACUUACCAAGCAAACCUCAAGACCCUCUUGUCUUCCUUGGUUUCAAACGCCAUUUUCAACAGAUUCUACAACGACACAAUCCAAAACACAGUCUUCGGCCUAUUCAUGUGCAGAGGCGACGUGUCCCACAUACUCUGCCAACAAUGCGUCCAAAACGCGACCAACAAACUAUCCUCGUACCCACAGUGCUCCGUCUCCAAACAAGCCGUAACCUACUACGACGAGUGCAUGGUUCGCUACUCCAACGCCUCGUUCUUCUCCACCCUCACCACCGAACCCAGCGUACGCGAAUUCAACAAAGCCUACAUCUCCAGCAACGAAACCAUCUUCACGAGCCUCUUAUCCGACACCAUGAACCAAACCAUACAAGCAGCAACAAAUCCCAUGACAUGGGGCAGUAACUACUACGCCGCCAGACACGCGAACGUGUCGGACAUUCAGACGCUCUACUGUGUGGCGCAGUGCACCAUGGACCUCUCGCGUCAAGAUUGCGCCACCUGUCUCGCCAACGCAACAACCACGCUUCUGUUGUUAUACGAGGAGAAACAAGGAGGAAGAGUUUUGUACCCUAGCUGCAACGUUAGGUUUGAACUAUACCCUUUCUAUCAAGAAACCAAAAAUAGCUUAGAUUCUAACGGAUUAGGUGGACUCGUUCCCGAAACCAGAUAUGAAUAUCCACUUUCAGAUCCAAAAUAUUCUGGAUACAUUUCCCAUAACUGUUCCUCAAACCUUGCCAUUCUUCAAAACGAUGACGUUUCAUUCAAACCAUACACAAACCUCACGACUCUUUUUUCUUACUUGAUUUCUAAUGCCACCGACGGCGCUGAAUUUCAAAUGCAAGUUGGGAAUCUGUAUGGCUUGUUCAUGUGUCGCGGUGACGUGGAUAACCGUGCCGUUUGUGGAGAAUGCGUGCGAAACGCGUCGGAGAGGGUGGUCUCGGAGUGUCGUUUUGCCAACGAGGGUGUGAUUUGGUUCGAGUACUGUUUGGUUCGGUUUUCGGAUCGGGAUUUUUUCUCCGUAGUGGAGAGGAAUCCGAGGUUUCAGAAGUUGAACGUGACGAACCGUGACGAGCGGGAUGAUGAAAACUCGUUUACUUCUACGGUUUCGAAUAAGUUGGCUUGGAUGGAGAGCCAAACAGGAGGUAGUGGUUCCAGGUACCGGAAUGCGACGUUGGCGUUGAACCAGAUCCAAACGCUUUAUAUUGUGGCUCAGUGCACGCGAGAUCUUUCCAGCGACGAUUGUGAAGUAUGCUUAAGUGAUGUGGUAUCGGCGAUUCCUUGGCGUCGUUUGGGGAGCGUUGGUGGAAGAGUUCUGUACCCUAGCUGUUUUCUCAGGUUUGAACAGUUUCAGUUUUUGAACCAUUGGAUGGCCCCGUCGCUGUCUCCGUCGCCGCUGCCGCCGUCGCCGCCGUCUACCCCGCAACGUCCAGAAAUAAGAAGUUCGUCACGAACAACUGUCUCUAUUGUUGUUCCCGUCAUUAUCAUUUCGGUGAUACUCUUCUCUUUUGGAUGCUACUUCAUACGUACAAAAGCAAAGAAUUACAAGACCAUUCUCAAAGAAAAUUUUGGAGCUGAAAGUACUAAUGUAGAGCCAUUGCAAUUUGAUUUGGUUAUAAUCAAAGCAGCAACAAACAACUUUUCAGAUGAGAAUAAGAUUGGCAAAGGUGGAUUUGGUGAAGUUUACAAGGGCAUUCUUACUGAUGGAAGACAUAUUGCGGUAAAAAGACUGUCAAAAACUUCUAGGCAAGGUGCACAAGAGUUCAGAAAUGAGGUUUUAUUAAUAGCGAAGCUUCAACAUAGAAAUCUCGUGGAAUUCAUUGGAUUUUGUCUGGAUGAAGAAGAAAAAAUACUUAUAUAUGAAUACGUGUCAAACAAGAGUUUGGAUUACUUCUUAUUUGGUACUCAAUUGCAAAAGGUAUUCAAUUGGUCGGAGCGUUACACAAUUAUAGGAGGAAUUGCUCGAGGAAUUCUUUAUUUACAUGAAUACUCUCGACUUAAAGUUAUACAUCGUGAUCUUAAACCUAGUAAUAUAUUAUUAGACCAAAAUAUGAACCCAAAAAUUUCAGAUUUUGGUCUUGCUAGAAUUGUUGAAAUAGAUCAACAAGAAGGAAGUACAAACAGAAUUAUUGGAACAUAUGGGUACAUGUCUCCAGAGUAUGCAAUGUUUGGACAAUUUUCUGAGAAAUCAGAUGUUUACAGUUUUGGAGUUAUGAUUUUGGAGAUUAUCACCGGAAGAAAGAAUGUGGGUUCUUAUGAAUCAUAUGGUGUUGUUGAUGGUCUUCUAAGUUUUGUUUGGAGACAAUGGACGGACCAAACACCGCUGAACAUAUUAGACCCAAAAUUGAGAGGAGAUUAUUCCAAAAUUGAAGUCAUUAAGUGCAUUCAAAUUGGUUUAUUAUGUGUUCAAGAAAAUCCGGAUGCUAGACCUUCAAUGUUGGCAAUUGCUUCAUAUCUUAGCAAUCACUCAAUUGAAUUGCCACCUCCACUAGAACCAGCAAUCUUUAUCUUGAAUAGUAAAAUGAAUCCACAGAUAGUUACACAUGAAUCAAGUUCCAGUCAAUCUGCCAAGAAUUCCACUCCAUUAUCAAUCAAUGAAAUGACUAUAAGUGACUUCUAUCCUCGGUAGAUAUUUAAUUUCUCUUUCCAUUUAUAUAGUAGUGUUUUUAAAUUGUAAUGAAAUUUCGUUUGGCACCUUUAUUGGUAGAGAUCAAACUAUGAAGUAUGUUUUAUUUCAUUUUUCAAUAUUUUGUACAUUGCACACAAAUUUCACGUUUCAUGUUUUCUUAGUAGCUUACCGUUUAAA